AUGGCUGGAUCUCGCCAAGAUCCCUUCGAAGUGGGGAGUGAUAUGGACGAAGACGAGGCGUUGCGUUAUGCCAUUGCCCUUUCGCUUCAGGAACAAGAGCUCCAAGGCGAGCAAAGUUCGCAGAUCCCGUGCGCCUCGACCUCGACAUCCCGCCGGAAUGGGGAUGGUUCGGGCGGGGCUGGCCUCGGUUUGCUCUCGCUCGAUCGCAAGAAGAUGGAAGAGGAAAGGCUGCAGAGGUUAGCCAAGCGGCGUCGCUCACCAACAGAUGAAGAUGUUACAGAGGUCCCGCCGCCAAAGAGAGUGACGCCAUGUGUCGAACCCCCCCGGACCGUAGCUGGUUCUCUGCCGGCGAGCUUGCUGCCUUACCCCAAGGGCGCCAUCAAAAGGACAUGGGCGUAUGGGUACCCUCGAACGCCAGAAGACAUCAAGAUCGAAGAGGUCUUUCAGAAGGACAAACUAGAGCUUGCUCUCCUAAGCUCGUAUCAAUGGGACGACGAAUGGCUCGUAUCCAAGUUCGACUUGAGAAAGACCAAGUUGCUCCUGCUGGCAUUUGCCGACAGCGAGGCCCAGAAAUCAGAAAUGCGAUCCAAUGCGCCGCCAGGCAUCAAGUUCGUCUUUCCGGCAAUGAAUGGGCCUGGGGCGAUGCAUUCCAAGCUCCAGCUGCUAAAGUACCCCGACUAUCUUCGAGUUGUGGUCCCGUCAGCUAAUUUGGUCCCCUAUGAUUGGGGCGAGACCGGUGUCAUGGAGAACAUGGUCUUUCUGAUUGAUCUCCCUCGACUAGAUGGCUCCGCGACUCAUCGGCCAACCCCAUUCAGCAUUGAACUUGGCCGAUUCCUGUCGGCAACUGGUGUUGGCGAGACCAUGGUGAACAGUCUCACCAACUACGACUUCUCGCAAACAAAGCACCUUGGCUUCGUGUACACCAUCCCAGGCGGACACCAAGGAGACGAAUUGAAGCGGAUAGGAGAUGACGGCCUGGCCGAAUUCAAGUCGAGAACAGGUCGAGCGGGCGCAGCAGGAAAAAAUAAGGCGUCCAAUCCAUGGCAAGGCAAGCUAAGGGACCGUUUCCGAAUAUAUUUCCCGACAAACGAGACGGUAACCAGGAGUCGAGGUGGGCGUAAUGCUGCGGGCACCAUCUGUGUGCAGCCCAAAUGGUGGCGCUCACCAACCUUCCCCACUGAGCUCGUGCGGGACUGUGUUAACACCAGACAUGGGCUCCUGAUGCACAGCAAGAUGAUCUUGGUAUCACAGACGGAAGCGGGAAGUCAAAACCAAAGUCAAUUGCAAACGCGUCCGCAAACGCGACGGGAGCCGCGGGGACACGACCAGGGGUCCGCUAGUACCCAAAGGGACCCGAAAACGGCAAAUAAGUCUCUGGGCUGGGUCUACGUCGGUAGUGCAAAUCUGUCAGAGAGCGCAUGUAGCACUGUCUCUGCCAGCUUCAGUGAGGGUGCUAGCGCCAGCACCAAGGUCAAGGCGGCGGCGGCGGCAGAGACAACUGCUCAGGCGCAGACACAGGCACGGUCAUUAGUGCAGACGGGGAAGACACUGAGGCAGCCGGACAAGGGACGUGAUACGAGCCAACAAGAUCACGUCGAGAGGCAAAAGCAAUCGAAAUCGGAACAGCAACAACAAAAACAAACAGACCAUCUUGAAAACACGGACGUGGACGUGGACGUGGACGUGGAGAUGGACAUGGAGAUGGUGUUGGAGGGCACAGUCCCAAUUCCAAUGCAACGACCAGGACGACGCUACCGCGAGGACGAAGAGCCAUGGUUUUACAGUAUGCAGGAGUGA
This is a messenger RNA of Fusarium pseudograminearum CS3096, 1797 nucleotides long. RefSeq lists its product as uncharacterized. Lineage: Eukaryota; Fungi; Ascomycota; Sordariomycetes; Hypocreales; Nectriaceae. Gene Ontology annotation, molecular function: single-stranded DNA binding; double-stranded DNA binding; 3'-tyrosyl-DNA phosphodiesterase activity. The record is from RefSeq and is a predicted model, not a curated record. Gene Ontology annotation, cellular component: nucleus. Gene Ontology annotation, biological process: double-strand break repair; single strand break repair. Bases 1 to 1797 code for a protein of 598 amino acids. The transcript is spliced from 7 exons.